ACCUGGAUGAAUUAACAGACUCAGCAGCAGCUGCUGCUGCAAUUCAAGGAGAGACACUGCCAUUCCCUCCACUUGUCUCACACCCACUCCUCUGAAGAGAGGGACGGACAGACGCACGGACGGACAGGGACAAGGGCAAGGGGGAGCUCCCGGGGUGCUGCCUAAGGAGCUAGAAGCCACCGAGAAGAGGAGAAGGACGCCUGCCGGGCUGAAGAACAUGGGGAUGCCCAGGAAGAGGGGAGAUACUUGUCUGCAUCGCAGCUGCUUUGCGGAUCUCCUUGGGCCGGAGCUCCUGCUUUGCCUUGGGCACGUCGUGCAACUUGAGGGUCUUUUAUCCAAGGCCAUGCAGCUGGAGCCCUGUUGCUGCCUGCUGGGAGGGAGACUGGGAGUGAAAGAUAAACCAGCAGCUGAUACCCCAGGACUCCAGCCCCCUCCCUUUCCUCCUGGAAUCCCCACCCCACAACAUCCCAGUCCCUCGGGCCUCUCCCAGACUGCAGAAAUCACAGCCUCAGAAAGGGCUCAUUUCCAACCUUAGUUUCUCCUGAUUGUCCCAGGCACAAGCCACUCAAGGAGUCUAUAUCGUUGGGCUGAAGUUGAGGCCUCCAGGAUUUUGACCAUCCAUGCGAAGAACCUAUUAUCUGGAUUUCAAAUGCCGUUCCUCUGCUCGGGCACUAGAGACCUAUAUGACUCCAGGAAAAGGCCCCGUGGCUCCUGCUGAAUCAGAGCUGGAUUCGCUUUGCAACUAAAAUAGACCUUUGGUUUCAGUGGGGUUAAAUUCCUUGGCUUGGCCCCAUCUCAGCUUCAACAAGACAGGAAUUCACUCCCCGCAGACAAACGCGUGAAAGGGAAUGAGAACGUUGUUUUCAUGGGCUCCAGCCAUUGUCCCAAGGGUGCUGAUGAACUGGAAGAAAAAAUCCCUGAUUUCAGUUGCUUUCCUCCCAUUUUUGAUCACUUGAAGGACCAACAGAAGGGGUAGACUGAUGGAUACAGCUACGUUUCUUUUUGCUCUCCACUUCACACCCUUUAAAGGGUGACGAAUGGGCUACUAAAGCGUUGUCAGAGGAGUCGGGACCCUGUCGUUCCUGGCCCACCCUUCACGUGCAUGGUGUGCUAGUGACAGUGGCCUUGGCAUGUGAUAGACAAUGGCUCUAAGGCCUGGCCUUCCCCUGCAGCCAGCAUGUAGCCACCUUCGUGCAUGAGUGACUCCCACUUACUCCUUGUUCUGCCUCCGUGCGACAUGUUGCUCGUGACCAGCUAAAAUGGGCACAGGCUGCACUUGGCUGUGGGGCGAGGGGCCCGUGUCCCGCCGCUCCUCCGCCAUGCUCCUGACCCCUUUCCUGAUUGCCAUGGCGAUGGCCGUCUCUGAGGCCAGCGCCAGGUGCCCUGUCCUCUGCACCUGCCGCAGCCACGUUGUGGAUUGCAGCGGGCAGCGGCUCUUUUCAGUGCCCCCCGACUUGCCCCUAGACACCAGGAACCUGAGCCUGGCACAUAACCGCAUCACCACCAUCCCGCCGGGCUACCUCACCUGCUAUGGGGAGCUGAGGGUGUUGGACCUAAGGAAUAACUCCCUGGCCGAGCUGCCCGCCGGGCUCUUCCUGACUGCCAAGCGGCUGGCCCACCUGGACCUGAGCUACAACAACUUCAGCCACGUGGUCGCUAAUAUGUUCCAAGAGGCCAACAGCCUGGUGAGGAUCGACCUGAGCCACAACCCGUGUCUGCGAAAGGUGCACCCCCAGGCUUUCCGGGGGCUCGCCCAGCUACGUGACCUGGACCUCAGCCACGGGGGGCUGUCCUUCCUCAGCCUGGAAGCCCUGGAGGGUCUCCCGGUGCUGGUGACUCUACAGAUCGGUGGCAACCCCUGGGUGUGUGGCUGCACCAUGGAGCCGCUCCUGAAGUGGCUGAGGAAUCGUAUCCAGCGCUGCACCUCAGAUUCCCAGCUGGCCGAGUGCCGGGCCCCACCCGAGGUGGAGGGAGCCCCCUUGUUCUCACUGACAGAGGAGAGUUUUAAGGCCUGCCACUUGACCUUGACGUUGGACGAUUAUCUCUUCAUUGCCUUCGUGGGCUUCGUGGUCUCUAUUGCCUCCGUGGCCACCAAUUUCCUGCUGGGCAUCACUGCCAACUGCUGUCACCGCUGGAGCAAGGCCAGCGAGGAUGAGGAGAUAUAGGUGCAUGGUCCUGGCCACAGUGCCCUUCCCCCAAUGGCUGGGGAGAUGCUGUUGAGAGCUGGGGCUGGCUGGCUGUGCUCCACCACGAUUCAUGCCCGGUGCUGUCACAAGCUGCUCCAUCCUCUAUCCGCAGCUACAGCCGGCUGGGGAUACUAACUCAUCUCUGCUCCCAGUCCCUUCUGAUCCCCCGCUGCUGUGCCCAGCGGGGCAAGGCCUGUGAGACAAGGAGAUCUAGCCGUGCCUUGUACUAGCCCCUUCACACUGCCGGCAGCAUUGGAGACAGCCAACGAGCCAAGGCCCAACGCCACUCGCAACACGGAUGGGCUGCCACAACCCACGUCGGUUGCCAGUUCUCCUCUUCACCAUGUCCUGCACACUCAUCCACCUCCACACAUGCACCCCCUUCUGUGCCAGCACAUGCACAAUAUCCACCUCCACACAUGCACCCCCUUCUAUGCCAGCUCUUGCACCACAUCUGCCUACAAACCUAAAACGAGGAGUUGGGCGGGGGAAGGGAAUAUAUAUGGCAGACGUCAAGUUGAUUUGCAACAGCCGUAGCUCUCCAGGGUUGUACAGCUAUGGCCCAUCAGUUCUGUUUGUGGCUGUGGGGACUGUGGCCAUGGACACUGUGGUAUCCAGGGUUGUAGUACUACUAAGAGUCCUGAGAUGUGGCAUCUCUGAGGGCCAGAGAGGCAGGUUUAACUCUGAGGAACAGCCCCACCACUGAGACGUACCAUUGUAUGGUUGGAGGAGAUGCCAGAGCAAGAGUCUGCUGUUUUCUAAUUGGUCCUUGGCUAGAUGGCCAUUGGUGUUGAUGGAGAUCUGCCUCUGAACGGUUCUCUAGAUGCAGAGUCGAGAAAUCAAUAGGUCAGGGGGACUCUAGAGUUUGAACUUGGUCUGUCGCUCAAGACUAAGGGUCAGGGCAGGGGUGAGGUGUACUGGCAAACCUGAGGGGGAAGUGUGAGAUGGAGUAGCAGGGAGGCUGUGGGUUAGGGCUGAAGGGUGUCAGCAGAACUGGUGCGGGACCCCAAGGCUGGGACAGCAGGGGGGCCGUGGGUUGGGAUUGAGGCACAUUAACAGAGCUGUGGAUGAGAGGUAUCAGCAAAGCUGAGGGUUGGGGGGAGACCAGCGCUGGGACAGCAGAGGGCUGCAGGUCAGGCCUGAUGGGCCUCACCAGAGCAGUGUGUGAACAGGAAGCCUAGGACUAUAGGUCAGGAUAUUAGAGGAUUAGCAGAGCUGUGGGGGGAGCCCAAAGCACUGGAAUAGCAGGCAGGGUGCAGUUGGGAUUAAGGGGUGUUGGCAGAGCUGGAGGUGGAGAACUUGGGAUAGCAGGGGGGCUGCAGGCUAACACCAAGGGACAUGAGCAGGGCCUAGGACGUGACUAGAAAGCUAUGCCCCAGAGGAGGAUUAUGGUGCAGUCUCAGGACUGGAACAGCAGGUGGUGCUGCCGGUCAGGUUAGAAAGUGCUAUGACAGUGCGAGGGGCUACUCUGUACUGGUGCUACGCACGUAGCUCUAGCUGGAGCGCGCUAUUUCUCCCCACUGUGGACAUUAAAAUCGCAGAUUGGAAAACAAACCAUCUGGUCUGCCCUAGCAACUGCUCCGCUUAGUCCGUCUGUCUCCACAUGCCUUGAGCCUUGGCAUUAACUCCCCAACCCAUCCCUCUGCAGUGGGUAAGUGGUUAUUAGCCUCACAUUAUAGAUGCGGAAACUGAGGUACUGAGCGAUUGGCAUGACUUCCCUAAGGCCACAUGGGCAUAGGCGGGGAGAGAACCCAGGGUGCCCAGCUCCUGCCAUGCUAACCCCAGCACCCACAGCCACUCCCCAGUAACUUAGCUAAGAACUGGAUCAACGCGACCAAGAGCAUUUGGGGGACAAUGGCUCAUUUUUGGGACUAGCUCCACCCAACGUCAGCUGCCACUGGCGAAGUUGGAUGUAACUUUUCUUUUGGAAGGACAGUGCAAAUAAAGGACACUAUAGCCAAUGCUCCCAGUGGAAGAGCCUAUCACCAUGUCUUAGAGAAUGCUGUGUGCUCUGAUGUAUAGCCAAUGUAUUUUGACACUUGUAUAUUUUUUAUUUUUGCAUAGAACUAGGACCAAACCCGAUGCCAAAUGCCACCAGAGCUUUCCAGAUUAUGUCCUUCGGUCUUGCCACCACCGGAAAGUAAGGAGGCUAAAAUCUGUCCAUGUGGGACAGAUCCCUUUAAGGAGUUGGUUUUUACAUGGAUGGCAGAAAUCUCUGCAGCUGAUCCAAACAGGGCUAAGAAAUUAGAAGCCUUUAAUCACAGGGUAGAUUUACAUUCCACUGUCAUUCACACAUAAACCCGAGUCCACAAAGGUUCCGGUCAUCUAGCUGUCCAGAACUGGCAAGAGCACACAGGUAAUGUAGCAGUUUCUCAUCAGAAUCAUUUGCCCUCCUCUAGCCUUAAGCCCCCUUAAUGGAUUUCCUACACGUCUUAACAAAAUGCACUUCUACUCUGGAAAAUGACAGUGUGAGAAUGACACCUUCUGAUUCAGCAGAUCUGUCCUCUAGGUGCAUCAAAUCAGCCAGUUUUAGUUGCUACGAUAAGCUUUGGCUGUGCAAAGUCAGUGCACGAUGGAUUCCGCUCCACAAAGGAAUUAACAACUUACUUUGGUAAUGCAGACAUGCCUGGGUGGGUGGUCAGUAGUGGGGGAUCAAACCAGGGAACUCUGGAUCAUCUCCUUUCAGUUCGUUUAGCCACCCCAUUUAUAGCAGCCCCAUCAAUCUCUAAUUAGCCUAGUCACCACCAGAGGGGGACAGAGCCCCAAGUUGAACAGGCAUUGCUUAUACUU
Messenger RNA from Mauremys mutica (yellowpond turtle), 4976 nucleotides. It is a transcript of the gene LRRC55, whose product is annotated as leucine rich repeat containing 55. The transcript is spliced from 4 exons. Gene Ontology annotation, cellular component: voltage-gated potassium channel complex. NCBI's taxonomy places the organism in Eukaryota, Metazoa, Chordata, Testudines, Geoemydidae. The record is from RefSeq and is a predicted model, not a curated record. Gene Ontology annotation, molecular function: potassium channel activator activity; voltage-gated potassium channel activity; transmembrane transporter binding. The coding region runs from base 1260 to 2165 and encodes 301 amino acids.